Messenger RNA from Macrosteles quadrilineatus (aster leafhopper), 4016 nucleotides. RefSeq names its product double-stranded RNA-specific editase Adar (gene Adar). Gene Ontology annotation, biological process: adenosine to inosine editing; RNA processing. NCBI's taxonomy places the organism in Eukaryota, Metazoa, Arthropoda, Insecta, Hemiptera, Cicadellidae. Gene Ontology annotation, cellular component: cytoplasm; nucleolus. The coding region runs from base 261 to 2483 and encodes 740 amino acids. The record is from RefSeq and is a predicted model, not a curated record. The transcript is spliced from 15 exons. Gene Ontology annotation, molecular function: double-stranded RNA adenosine deaminase activity; tRNA-specific adenosine deaminase activity; double-stranded RNA binding.
GAUAGGAAGUUAGAAGUUACAAUUUUAUAUUGAAGUCAGUGUUUGUUAAUGUUAAUGUGUUUCUUUGUUCGAUUCGAUUCUAGUUCCCAUUCGUGAUAAAAAUCUCUGUGCUAUCACAAUCUGUUCGUUGUUCGUUUUUUAGUACAAAGGUGCAUGUUCUACUCACUUUGUUUGUAGCAUAAAAAUAAUCUUGAGGUCAGGAAAGAAACUAGGCUAAAGAAAAUUUACUCGAUAAGCCUAUUAAACAUAACAUUUCUUCAAUGGCUACUGCUGUUUGUGAAUCUCAUCACGCCACAGUAAUUGGUGGAGACAUAAAAGAAGACUACUCCAGUUCAUUUCAUAGUUCUAGUGAAGAAUCCAGCUUACCAUCAUGUCAAUCUUCCGAUUCUGGAACUUUGUCUUCCUCACUGGAAUCUAUGGAAGCACAAGAAGUACCGGUAGAACCUUCUGCCAAAGAAGAAGACUCUGGCCACGCACACAAAAGACCAGCAGCCUUAACUCCAAAUGGGGAGAACCAAUGUGAAAUAAGAGCAUUAUCACCACAGACAGCGACAUUCACACUCCUAUCCCAGCUUAUCUCAAAACUUGAAUCACCUGCUCGUAAGAAGAAAAAACAUUCAGGAAUAUCACCAUUACCGAGAAAUGCUGUAUGUGUGUUAAAUGAAAUGAGACCUGGCAUGGAGUACAAGUUGGUCGAUCAGACUGGACCUGUGCAUUGCCCCAUCUUCACAAUGUCAGUCAAGAUGGACGGCCAAGAAAUAACGGGUCAGGGUCGCACGAAGAAGCAAGCCAAGCAGUCAGCCGCUGAGGCAGCAUUACGCACCAUUAUCCAAGUACCUGAGAUGCACGUAAUGACUCUUCUCAACCCCCACCUUCAAUCUGCCCAGAUGGACUUUACAUCUGAUUCAAUGGACUUUGAAAGUGAUAGCAAAGAAGCAGAGGUGAAGGACGCCAAGCCUAGCGGAGGUGGAGUGACCGGGGGAGUCAAGGUUAUGACUAGACAUCUCCUGGGUGUCGAGAAGUCUCCCGUCAUGAUACUCAAUGAGAUGAGGCCAGGCCUCAAGUAUGAGUGUACCUCAUCCAGCGGCGAGGCCUACGCCAAGUUUACCAUGUCCGUCUGCAUUGAUGGCAGAACAUUUGAAGGAACAGGCCCUAGCAAGAAGCUGGCCAAAACUGCUGCUGCCAGGGCUGCUCUAUCUACACUGUACGACUUCAACUUCAAUGUGCCAAACUUGCCUCUUGGCAACAACACCUUGCCUACCCCACCACUGCCCUUCACCACCCUCCAAUCUCAUCAGGCUGACAUCAUUGCAAAAUUGGUGUUGACCAAGUACAGUGAGCUGAUGGAGGGGGACGCAGUUCACGCUAGACGCAAGGUGUUGGCUGGUAUUGUGAUGACCCGAGGAGAUGUCAACGCCCCUACCACUACUGUUAUAUCUAUCGGCACUGGCACCAAGUGUGUGGGUGGUGAUCACAUGAGUGUCAACGGCGCGUCACUCAAUGACUCACAUGCGGAGAUAGUCGCACGGCGUGGGCUACUAGUCUACUUGUACUCUCAACUGACUCUACACGCAAACCCAGAAACAGCAAGUGAAUCUAUUUUUGAAGUGAACACAGGAAGAAAAGGAUUCAAGCUACGAGAUGAAGUAAAAUUCCAUUUGUAUAUUAAUACAGCUCCAUGUGGUGAUGCAAGAAUAUUCUCCCCUCACGAGGUAGAGUGCAGUGGUACUGAAGCACUGGACAAACAUCCCAACCGCAACUCUCGAGGUCAACUGCGCACCAAGAUAGAGUCAGGCGAGGGCACCAUCCCGGUCAAGUCCAGUGGCGGAAUACAGACUUGGGACGGUGUAUUGCAGGGACAGAGACUGCUAACUAUGUCCUGCUCAGACAAGAUUGCGCGUUGGAACGUGGUGGGUGUUCAAGGAUCUCUGCUUUCACUCUACAUUGAACCUGUCUACCUGGAAAGCAUAGUCUUGGGCUCCCUCUUUAAUUCAAGUCAUAUGUACAGGGCUGUGUGUGGCAGAGUUGAGACCACAGUUCAAGGUCUGCCUCCACCAUUCAGGUUCAACAAGCCCAGCCUGGGAGUGACCAGCUCUCCUGAGAGUAGACAGCCAGGCAAGGCUCCCAACCACUCUGUCAAUUGGGUCAUAGGAGAGGAGAGAGUGGAAAUCAUCAAUGCGAUGACAGGCAAAGCUGAACUUGGAGCUGCUUCUCGCCUCUGUAAACAAAGUAUGUUGCGGCAUUUUUGCAAUGUUUACAACAAACUCCCUGAAGCUACAAACCUAGGCUGUGAUGUGAGAACUGAGCUCUACAGUGUACUUAAGGCUAAAUCUGAGGACUACCAGCUGGCCAAACAACAGCUGAUGGUGGGAUUCUCUAAAGCUAACUUGGGCAGCUGGCUCAAGAAGCCCAUGGAACAGGAUCAGUUCUGUCUAGAUGACUCAGUGUUCAGGCUGCCUACCCUACCCAUCCUCGUGCAGUAGACCAUAUCAGGUUUGGCAUUAAAAAAUUAAAAUCACAUAGUUAUCUAUACAUGGCUUUGUAGGAUAAUUUAGAUAGGCUAUACUGUUUCAAUUUAGAGUUAGCAAACACAGAGGUAGUGUUUGGUCAUAUUUAAAAUAUUACCUUGUAAAUUUUACUGGUUUUAAUUUUUUUUUUUUUUGCAGAACACUUUAAAAUAAUGUUUAAUAUCCUAAAACUCUAGAGGCAUUUUUAAUUUUAUAUUCAAUCUUUCUGUGUUUUUAAAUUAUAUACAAACAUUGUUUGUGAUGCUUCUUGUUGUCAAAAGUACUUGCCUUAACAUAUCACCCAGUGUUCUUCUUAGUAGCAUUGAAUACUAAUACCUAACAUUGUGUUCAAGAUGCUUUGUAUUUUAAUUGGAAACAAUCGUUCUGUAAUGCUAUGCUGUUUUAACUUGUGAUUUUAAUUUGUUUAUUGCUGAAACCUGAUGUGUGUAUCAAGUUAAUGCGAUUUAACAGAGGCUUCUUAAAUUUAUGUUCAUAUUGUAAAUGGUUUAUAAUUUACAUGAUUUUGUUGUAAGUCGGUAAGUAAUUUCUUGUAGUAUAUUAAGUCUCAAGGUUUUAACUACUUUAGCAGAGAUUAAAGUAACCAUAUGUUACUUCAUUAUGUAACCUACAUUUCUUCACUUGUUUAAAAUUUAAAAAUUUAAACUAUGAAAUAAUUUAAGAUAUAAAGUAAAUAUUUAAACUGCAUAAGUAUUCAAUGGAUAAAUUAUAUUCAGUUGAAUUUCAUUGAACAUUGUACAUAUUUAGUAUUCAUAUUUUACCUCAAGGAUCUCACAUUUUCCUUGUAAUUUAUUUUGAUACGAUCUCUCCUUGAACAUAGUAAAUAUUUGUGUUUAGUGAACUGUGGUUCUUUAUUUCCUUAAAAAAGAGGUUAGUGUACUAGUAUUCUUCAUUGCAUUUGUAACAACUCAUUUCAUACUUAACUUGAUCAUUCCAUUUUGCAUUUAUUGACGAGUUUCAUUACAAUCUAAAACAAAAUUUAUUUAAUCCAAACCUAAGAUAUUCUUGUAUACUUUUCAAUAAGUUUGCCUUAAUUUACUGAAGGCAAUUAUUGCAGGUUUGGAGAAUGAUAAUAUUUGAAAGCUCCAAAAAGUGUGUUUUCAAAGUUAAGCAAUAACUUGUAGCACAAUUGACUCACCAGUAAUCUUUGACUGUUCUUGUGCUUUAAAAGUCUUAGUUUUACAAUUAGAAAAUAAUGUAUUACUUUACUAGUUUACUCUUUAAACAGGUACAAAUAAUGUGUGAUUAUUUUGUAUUAAUAUAAUCAUUUUAUUACUUUUAGAUGUAUACAUUUAAUUUCAACCAAAUUUUUUGAAUUUAUAUUAAGUUGUUGGUUAGCCAACUACAAUAAAUAACAACAUUAAAGACUAAAUAGUAACAGUUUCCCCUUUAGAUGUUAGUACAAAGUGAAAAUCUGUUAUAUUAUUGUCCGUAACUGUGUUCACACUUCUUUUACCUAUAAAUUGUUUCAAUAAAAUAUAUCUCAGCAUU